UUAAUUAUGGCUCGUACAAAGCAAACUGCUCGUAAAUCGACUGGUGGUAAGGCACCACGUAAACAAUUGGCUACUAAGGCCGCACGCAAAAGUGCGCCCGCAACUGGCGGUGUAAAAAAACCACAUCGUUAUCGUCCGGGAACUGUAGCUUUGCGUGAAAUUCGUCGCUAUCAAAAGAGUACAGAACUCUUAAUUCGCAAACUGCCAUUCCAGCGUUUAGUCCGUGAAAUUGCACAGGAUUUCAAAACUGAUUUACGUUUCCAGAGUUCUGCUGUAAUGGCUCUCCAAGAAGCUAGCGAAGCAUACUUAGUUGGGCUUUUUGAAGAUACUAACUUAUGCGCUAUUCAUGCUAAACGCGUAACCAUUAUGCCAAAAGAUAUUCAAUUGGCGAGACGUAUUCGUGGAGAACGUGCUUAA
Molecule: messenger RNA, 417 nt
Organism: Teleopsis dalmanni
Lineage: Eukaryota; Metazoa; Arthropoda; Insecta; Diptera; Diopsidae
Product: histone H3
Exons: 1
Coding region: 7-417 (136 amino acids)
Cellular component (GO): nucleosome
Molecular function (GO): protein heterodimerization activity; DNA binding; structural constituent of chromatin
Source: RefSeq, a predicted model, not a curated record